Molecule: messenger RNA, 2835 nt
Organism: Mesocestoides corti
Lineage: Eukaryota; Metazoa; Platyhelminthes; Cestoda; Cyclophyllidea; Mesocestoididae
Source: the annotation of a GenBank genome assembly
GAGUUCAGCUGCGACCCCCUGCCCGUCGACACACUAGGCAAGAAACUCCAGGUCAUGCCCGAGCCACUCUCAACCACCAUGUCCCAAACUGCCUUCCGUCCUGCUAACGAUUUUAUUGUUCAAUUUGAUGGUUCUUUAAUGGCGCCGAAGUUGCCUUUUGUUGGUCGUGAACGUCUUGUUACGUCUUCGGCACAAUCAACUGUGGAAUGUUCUAAAUUGAGGACCUUCGCACAGCCUGUUUUGUUUGCAAUUCCUUCGCAGCCUGUUGCUUUCGUCGACAGUUCUUGUGAUCCUCUGCCUGGUAAAGUACUCCAGGAUUCGUUUACACAAUCGUCGCCUUCUGUUUCUCUUUCAACGUCUGCAGCUCAGUCGUUAGGUCGCUCUGCAAAAACCGAGCCAGAGAUGUUGGAAAAAAGCGUGCUAAUUUGUCCGCCCCAAAUGCUCACUAAAUACAUACAAGCAAGUCUUUCUGACCUGAAACUAUACUCAACGGAGGUUCAGAGCACGUUGCUGUUCGAGCCAGUUAGCCAAAGUCAGUCGCUCUUUAAACAAAGGGAAAUUCAAGCCGACGCCGAUCCCCUCGCUAUUUCAAUUAGCCAAACGCCUUAUGUUGAAGAAGAAAGACCGUUUCCAAUUAUUGCUGCCCCUUCGACGUCAUCGGCGUUGAUUUAUAGCGCGCCUCCAGUUAGUGCGACCUUGACCGAAGAUAAGUCCUGCGAGCCGUUGACAAUGGAACCGACAUUUAACGCUAGUGUUCAAGCUGCGGAAACAGCACCAGAUGCUGCUCAUGUGAGUGUGCAACACGAGCCACAUGUUCGGAGCGUGCGAAUUCAAAAAGGAGUCGGCGCCUUUGAAGGCACGUUUAACAUCGGCAUUCAGCACUCCCCGCCAGAACCACUACGGACUCCACAAUCUCCGAGGCAAUUCAAAAUUGAAUGGGGAGUUCAGUGUAAACCAAUGUCCAUGGCUGGAAUCACACAAACCACGGUACAAAGUAAGGAAGGCCUUGUGGCCUUGUCCACAACUUACACAAUCAGCACCCAGACGGAGCCCGCACCGACACCCCCUGUCACUAAAAUCGAGGUGAUUCAUAGGCCACCAGAGAAACGCAAGGAAAGUGAGACUUUGUUCUCCUUUGUCAGAGAGACGACUACACGAGUGUCGAAGGAACGCAGGGCCAAAUCACAGGGUCUCAUUCCGUACAAGACUCAGGUGACACCGCAACUGAAGGAGAUUUCCGCUAGUGUGCCAUCUAUGCUGCAUGUAGAUCCCAGGGAGACCAUUCCUACCGCUACUACGGAGCAGUACUCCUACCAGCAACAACGAUCCACCUCCAUAAAUAUCCCAAGGCGCUACGCUAGUAGACUGCGGUCUCCCUCGACAAGCGGGAUGACUUACGACAGACGGAACCGCUCGAUGGAGACGGUUUUGGAACAAUUCCCGAUGAGACGCAUUUCCGGUGAAAUGCCGCGACACAGUGAAAGCGAUCUCUACUCUGAGAAUGUCUACGUGAGGGAUGUACUGAGAUCCCGACAGAUGAAACUUGAACGCCGCACCCAAGAGCACCUUCGGCGAUGCGUGCAAGACGUCGGAUUCGAGAAAGUUUCCUCGAUGUUGCGCCAGAUGCGAGAGGAGAUUGAAGAAGAGGAUGCCAUCUACGAGGAGAUUCAAGGCGGGUUCUUCAAGCCCUACUUCGUGGCGAGCAGGCGGUACAUCGACGCUACCACACAAUACGCUGCUCCUCGAUAUGCCUACCACUAUGGCUCCAAUUUAAUUGACGCUGGCAUUCAGGAAGGGGUCUCGCAUGUCCAUUGGGUACCGCUUUUGCCUGGACAGUUAGUCCAUAUCGAGAGCGAUGAGAGUACGGAAUUGGAUGACAUCUACGAGUGGGAUCUAGACCAGUCCUCGUGGCGACCCAGGCGUAAUAUCUUCCGGUGGAUAGCCAGAACAAACUUCGAUUUUGGAGCGCAAACCGACGUAACACCAGCCGAAGAACACCAUUAUAUCGAUCGGCUGCUCAAAAGCCGGGCGCUUAGUGCCUACACUAGCGACUUCGAGAUGCAACAAGCAGGACUGAAACUGAACUACCCGGAGAGUGGAUCUGUGAGUGUCGUGUCGUGGAAACCGUGCCAUCAGGCAGGGGAAGACCACCUGGACGUGGACACUAUCGGCCGGCUGUUGAGAGUAUCGCUGGUCGGCGCUCGAGUGCCCAGUACCGGUGAGGUAAUCACUGCUGCUGACGCGUUUUACCGCGGAAUCCUUCGAGUUGUCUAUGUGGACGACAGUCGCGGCACCAUCAUGCCCCUGCCGACGGCAAUAACGGCAAAUGCCGUGAUUGUUGAAAAGUUGUAUCCUGGAGGCGUCGGUAUCGCUUUGCAUAGUACGUCACACAGGUACCCCGUGGAAUGUCAGGAAUUAUGGAACACAUCGACGCUUCGAAGAAGAACCUACAAGGUCAACUACAUUCAGAAGUCGGACAACGAGCGGGUUGACGUUUCCACUGCUCUUGAAGAGGGUCUGAUCGACUUUACAAGCGGCGAGUUGGUUAAAUUGGUGGAUCCAUCGGAGGCUUCUCUCCGUCCUGAUCCACUGUUGGAAUCUAGGGAAUCCAGUCUUGGCACCGGUGAGGCCAUCCAAAUGCAAUCUUACCUGCAACGGUACAGCGUGCGCGAAGCCAUCAUCAACGACAUUCUCGACGUGGAGCUCUUGGCUCCAGAAACAGUGAUUUUGCCAGCUGCUGCCUUGGAACCAGAGAGCUUCAGCGACCGUGAUGACGGCAUGUCAACCCUCCUCUCGAAUCCCGACUCCGACGCACAGUCCGACAUGGAAGUGUGA